Williopsis jadinii is the source of this 402-nucleotide messenger RNA. RefSeq names its product Vph2p (gene VPH2). The transcript has a single exon. NCBI's taxonomy places the organism in Eukaryota, Fungi, Ascomycota, Saccharomycetes, Phaffomycetales, Wickerhamomycetaceae. Gene Ontology annotation, cellular component: endomembrane system. The record is from RefSeq and is a predicted model, not a curated record. The annotation marks the transcript as partial. Gene Ontology annotation, biological process: vacuolar proton-transporting V-type ATPase complex assembly.
AAUUAUUCCCCUGAGUUCCAGGCUCAAUUGGACAAACUACGUCUCAAAUUGGAAGAGGAUGAAUACCAACAAAUGGUGAAUCGCGGGAAGACCAAAUUGGAGGGAGACGAUACGUAUAAAUCUCCUGCUCAGGUGUGGAAAGAGGUGAACUCAUACAUCACCAAUAUUAUAAAUGUCCUUGUUACGGUAUUCGCUGUUGUAUGGGCGCUCUGGACAUGGACAUCUUAUAAUCCGACUGUUUUCAAGCUGCAUUAUAGAGUGCUCAUAUGCUUUUUUGGUGGAUUGUUGGCUUUGGUGGCGGAUGUCGUUGUAUUGAAUGCCUUUUUCAGAAAGAUUAACGAGGCCAAGAGCAAAGAACGGAAUAAGAUAGAGAUUAAAAAGGUUAUAGAUACUGUUAUUAUA